Messenger RNA from Hippocampus comes (tiger tail seahorse), 4089 nucleotides. RefSeq names its product adenylate cyclase 2a (gene adcy2a). The record is from RefSeq and is a predicted model, not a curated record. Gene Ontology annotation, molecular function: adenylate cyclase activity. The transcript has 26 exons. Gene Ontology annotation, biological process: intracellular signal transduction; cAMP biosynthetic process; adenylate cyclase-inhibiting G protein-coupled receptor signaling pathway. Bases 129 to 3725 code for a protein of 1198 amino acids. Gene Ontology annotation, cellular component: plasma membrane. NCBI's taxonomy places the organism in Eukaryota, Metazoa, Chordata, Actinopteri, Syngnathiformes, Syngnathidae.
CUUGAAAGCUGAUGUAAAAUCCCUUUGGAGGGUGACUGAGGACCCUCAUUGUCCCUGGCUUGCGCUAACAAGCAGUGGAACAGUCGCCUCUGCUCAUUGCAACUGCAAGCUGGAGGAGGCGGAGGAGGAUGCUGCGCUCAACCCUUGGCGCGUUCUUGCCACCUCUUGGGCCAGCGCACGGUGCCUCUGACUCAGAGCCACCUUUCACUUGUAUCAGCCUGAAGGAAUUAAGAAGGGAGAGGGGUGGCCAGGUCCCCCAGGUUCCACGGGACAUCAGGAGCACCCAUAUCAGGAUCCCCAGGAGGAGCAGCAGCAGGAGGAAAGUAGAGCACAGCAACUGUCCCUCAUCGGUAGUGGAAAGUAUUACCUCAGACGCCAGCGCCUCCUCCAGUUUCCCUGACACUUCUCCCUUUUCGGCUCCAAGAUCCAUGUGGCAAGAGGCAAUAAGGAGGAAGCGGUACCUCCUGGACCGGGCUGGUGAGGGGGGCAAGGGAGGUCAGGAGAGGAGGAAUAGAUCCCAGGACUGGUUGUAUGAGUCGUACUACUGUAUGAGCCAGCAGCAUCCACUCAUUGUGUUCCUGCUGCUUAUAGUGAUGGGAGCAUGCCUGGCUCUGCUGGCUGUCUUCUUUGCAUCAGGACUGAACGUCGAGGACCAUGUGGCCUUUGUAAUCACAGUGCCCACAGCGUUGGCGAUCUUCCUGGCUGUAUUUGUUUUGGUCUGCAUUGAAUCCAUUUUCAAGAAACUUCUUCGGGUGUUCUCCCUUGUCAUCUGGGCCUGCUUGGCUGCUAUGGGUUACCUCUUUAUGUUUUCCGGUGGGAUCGUGUGUCCAUGGGACCAGGUAUCUUUCUUUUUAUUUAUUGUUUUUGUGGUUUACACGAUGCUGCCAUUCUCCAUGCGGGAUGCCAUCAUCGCUAGUGUUCUCACCUCUGCCUCGCACACCGCUGUGUUGAGUGUCUGCCUGUCCACCACAGCUGAUCACAUGGAACCUGUCGUAUGGCAGAUUUUGGCCAAUAUCAUCAUUUUCAUGUGUGGCAACAUGGCAGGGGCGUACCACAAACACCUGAUGGAGUUGGCUCUCAAACAGACUUAUCAGGACACCUGCAACUGCAUCAAAUCCCCCAUUAAACUGGAAUUUGAAAAGAGACAGCAGGAGCGUCUGCUGUUGUCGCUGCUGCCAGCACACAUUGCCCGUGUGAUGAAAGCAGAGAUCAUCCAGAGACUAAAAGGACCAAAUUUUGGUCAGAUAGAGAACACAAACAAUUUUCACAACCUCUAUGUUCAAAGACACACCAAUGUCAGCAUACUGUAUGCUGAUAUAGUUGGAUUCACGCGCCUUGCCAGUGACUGCUCACCUGGCGAGCUGGUGCACAUGCUGAAUGAACUGUUUGGCAAAUUUGACCAAAUUGCCAAGGAAAAUGAAUGUAUGCGGAUAAAAAUCCUUGGUGACUGUUACUAUUGUGUAUCUGGCCUACCGGAGUCUUUACCAAAUCACGCCAAGAACUGUGUCAAAAUGGGCCUGGACAUGUGUGAAGCAAUCAAGAAAGUGCGCGAUGCCACAGGGGUUGACAUCAAUAUGCGUGUUGGCGUGCAUUCAGGGAACGUUCUGUGUGGGGUCAUCGGACUUCAGAAAUGGCAGUAUGAUGUUUGGUCACAUGAUGUCACGCUGGCCAACCACAUGGAAGCAGGAGGUGUGCCAGGGCGAGUCCACAUCACAUCAGUGACACUAGAACACCUAAAUUCAGCCUAUAAAGUAGAAGAUGGGGAUGGGCAGGAGCGAGACCCUUAUCUGAAGGAGCAUGGAGUCAUCACAUAUUUGGUUAUCAACCCAAAGGUGGAACGUCGUAGCCCGCAACAUCACUACAGGCCCAGGCACACUGUGGACGGAGCCAAGAUGAGAGCCUCCGUUAGGAUGACCCGCUACCUGGAGUCUUGGGGGGCUGCCAAGCCUUUCGCCAACUUGCACCACAGGGACAGCAUGACCAAUGAGAAUGGCAAGAUCAACACAGCUGAUGUGCCACUGGGACAGUAUCAUUUCCAGAGGAGAUCUGAAAGGACAAAGUCUCAGAAGAAGCGGUUUGAGGAGGAACUUAAUGAGAGGAUGAUCAGGACCUUUGAUGGCAUCAAUUCACAAAAGCAGUGGCUUAAAUCCGAGGACAUCCAAAGAAUAUCUUUGUUCUUUCACAAUAAAUCCCUGGAAAAGGAGUACAGAACAACAAUCUUGCCAGCCUUCAAAUACUACGUCACCUGCGCCUGUCUUAUCUUUUCCUGCAUUUUCAUUGUGCAGAUACUCGUCUUACCAAAGACAGCAGUGUUGGCAAUAUCUUUUGGGAUGGCAUUCUUUCUCCUUUCCAUAAUUGUCUUCAUAUGUUUCAUUGGGCACUUCAUGCACUGCAGCAAAAGCGCCCCCACAUCAUGGAUGUGGCUGCUAAGGUCCUCUGUUAUUAUAGCCAACAAGCCAUGGCCCCGAAUCACACUCACCUUGACAACAACCGCUCUCAUCCUCACUAUGGCAGUAUUCAACAUGUUCUUUCUGGAGGAAAUCGUGUUGCCUCCAGUUGCUGUCAAUAUUUCGUCCAAUGAAACAAAGCUUUACCCAGACGGACAACCAGCUGCCGUUACUGGCAAGAACAACUUCUACCUUCCUUAUUUGAUUUACAGCUGCAUUCUGGGCCUGAUCUCGUGCUCGGUGUUCCUGAGGAUAAACUAUGAGCUGAAAAUGAUAACCAUGUUGACAGCCGUGGUGGUUUACAACAUCAUAAUUCUUCAAACUCACGCUUCGCUGUUGGAUGAAUAUAGCAGAUUCCUGUACAAAUCUGAAAGCCUAGAUAGACCAGGAGUCCUCAAAGACCUGAAGACUAUGGGCUCUAUCUCACUCUUCAUUUUUUUCAUCACUCUACUUGUGCUUGCUCGGCAGAAUGAAUAUUACUGUAGGUUAGACUUUCUGUGGAAGAACAAGUUCAAGAAGGAGUGUGAGGAGAUCGAAACUAUGGAAAACCUCAACCGUGUCUUGCUGGAGAACGUUCUGCCUGCACAUGUUGCUGAGCACUUUCUAGCACGGAACUGGAAAAAUGAGGAUCUAUACCACCAGUCUUAUGAUCUGGUGUGUGUCAUGUUCGCCUCAAUCCCGGACUUUAAAGAGUUUUACACAGAAUCUGAUGUCAACAAGGAGGGAUUAGAAUGUCUCCGACUUCUCAAUGAGAUCAUCGCUGAUUUUGACGAGUUAUUGUCAAAACCUAAAUUCAGUGGUGUGGAAAAGAUUAAAACUAUUGGAAGCACAUACAUGGCUGCUACAGGACUCAAUGCUUCGCCUGGACCAGAGUACUCCUCACAGGAACAUGACAGACAGUACAUGCACAUUGGGACAAUGGUGGAGUUUGCAUUUGCUUUAGUGGGGAAGCUGGAUGUGAUCAACCGACACUCCUUCAAUGAUUUCAAACUCAGAGUUGGUAUCAACCAUGGUCCAGUAAUUGCUGGAGUCAUUGGCGCACAAAAACCACAGUACGAUAUUUGGGGGAACACGGUGAACGUAGCCAGCCGAAUGGACAGCACAGGGAUACUGGGAAAAAUUCAGGUGACGGAGGAGACAAGCCGCAUCCUUCUGACGCUGGGCUACAUGUGUUCCUGUAGAGGCAUCAUUAACGUCAAGGGCAAAGGAGAGCUCAAAACCUACUUUGUUCACACAGAAAUGACCCGCUCACUGUCUCAAGGGAAUAUGAUGCCAUGAGGCUGCCGUUGAAUUAUUAUUUUGGCAUCAGAGCCAACACUGAUAUCAGGUUGGAGACUUUUUUUCGUGGCGGUGGAAAAAAAAUGUAGAUAUUAGACAAACGGACUCCAAAAAAAAUUGCUGCUUUGCCACAGCUGUAGUAUACAUUUGUCACUUUUUGUAAGUGUAGCAUGUACAGCCUGUAGGGAAAUGAAAUCAUGAAAUCUAUCGUAAUUUGAUUGUUGGAUUAAGAAAGCCAAAGUGGCAUGAAUCAAGCCAGCCAAGCAAGUUCAGCUCCAAAAACAAUCCAGAAUGUACUUUGACUCAAUCCUGGCAGACUUCAAAGAGCCCAUUGCUGCAGUAGUUUAUCAACCCCCCGCCCCAC